UGCAAUUGAAAUAUAUUGCCGGUAUUACUAAGUAUACGGUCGUUUUCUGUUAAAAAUGGAAGCACCUUUAAGUAAAGUGCAGUAUGGUCACCAUUAUCGUUUGAACACAGAGGAUUUCAGUAAUCCAAUGGUGUUAAUUGUAAACGAAUUAAAUAAGAAAGUCGUUAAAACAGGUGAUGUUAUGAUUGGGUUUCGAUAUCAUCAAAUGGUAGACCCUAGGACACAACGGAUAAUUGUUAAACAUAUGAGUGAUUCGUCCAAAGGCUAUUUCAAAUCUGCCUUGGAUCGUGCUCCAACAUUGUGCAGUAUGCGUUCUACUCUUGACAGGUCGAAACAUGCAUUGUGUUACAGAGUAGCUAAAGCUUUACAAGAUAAUACACCUAUUGAGGAAGAUGACUAUAAAACAUACCUCGCGCUGCAACCAAUAAUCAAAAAGGAACAGAUCAUUUUCAACAAGUGUAUUAAAGAGUAUUCAACUAUAUUCAAUAUAGAUAUAUACCAACCAAUGGAAUAUUUGGUGCUAAUAUGUAAAAAGUGGUAUGAACAUAAAAUUCAGCUAUUUCGCCAAAAAUACCCACAGAACUUGGCGUUAGAUAAUACACGCAAGUUUUUAUUUAAAAUCAAUGAUUACGUUAAAGUUCAAAUAGAACAAAUCACGAUGCUUGAACAAGAAGGUUGUAUUCGCUUAUGGUCAAGUGGUAAAGAAUCUAUGUUCCGCAACAUAUAUUCUAAGUUGGAUUUUCUGAUAGAUUGGCACAAAAAUUUAAAUGAAAAAACUAAAAUUUUACCCGAAGAAAUUGAGAAGCAUGUAUAUCAACAAUUGCACAUCGAAAAGGAUCAUAACAAGUUCUUUCUUCCUUUCGAUGCCUUGGUAAUGCUUAUGAGUAGUGAUGACUAUAUUGAUUUGCCAAAUAAGGUUAUUUUUGAUGUUAAGAGUUAUACUAAUAGUCAGUUUAAAGUUGUUCUUUUUGAAGAACCAUUUCCUUCACAUCACUUGGGAUUGCAUACAUAUAACGAAAUUGUAGAAAUUGGCUAUAAUUCAUUUAUAAAGCGGAAUUGCCAGCAAUGGCUACCAAUUAAAAAUAUGGAAAUUGGUUCAGUAUUUCAAGACAAAUGCAGUCCAACAUAUUUAAAUACCGGAAAAUCUGAGCAGCCAUAUCAAUUAAGAGGUUUUAAUGAAUAUAUGGAAAAAUAUUUCUGUGUACAUAAGACAGGGCAGAUAAAAUAUACUUCAAACAGCACUUUAAUUAAGUUUCAUUUAAAAGAAAAAGACUACAUCAAGUUAUUCACUACAUUUGAAAUGGCAGGUGUGGUUAACGAGAAAGCCACGGAGUUCAUUGGAGGUCAUUCAAUAAAACUAGAACAUAAACCAUUGAUAGGCUGUGAACUUAUGACUUCUUACGAACUAAUUAAAGAAUGGAUAAAACUGCGUUUUAUGCAGGAGCUAAAACGCUCAACUCACUCUAUUUGUAGCCGGUUGUCAUCAGAAAACUUUCUUCCACAACUAGAAGAGCGUCUUACCCUUCAGAAGAUUGAACAGCAAUUAGAAAGUGAUUAUAACAUAAGCAUAGAGAAACGCUUAUCGGAUUUAAAUAUUUUAUUAAAAAAAAUAGCAAAUUUAGAGCUCGGCAAAUAUUGCCUCAUACAAAAGGACACAAAGGAAACAUUUGAAGUAAUAUCUUUAUCAAAUGAUCUUGAAAUAGGAGACAAACACAUAUACGAUUUGUUUGAACCUGUUCCGCAUAAUUUCAGAUUUAUGGUAGAUCCUAUAUCGCUCCCUAUUUCUCAAAAUUUAAUAGGCAAAGUACAUGAGAAUUCCAAAAUAUUACCAUGCAUGUUUUUGCCUAAACUGCCAAAGAAAGUUAUGGAGAAAAAGAAUUUAAAAGUAUACACUCAUUUUAAACCUCUUCAAGAGGCAACAAGACAUUCCUAUAAAAGAAAAUCUCCAAACGCCAUCAAUUCAAAUAAAUUAAGUGCUUCUAAUAAGUUAAAAAAGAAUGCAAGGAAACGUCAAAAACGAAAACAAAAGCAGGAUCCUCAUGCACCUGAAAAGAAACUCAAAACCAAUGAAGAGCGUGAGUUAGAGGAUGACAUAAAAAAUUAUGAAACCAUUUUCGGCUCAUAAAGUUAUUACUGACAUUUAAGAUUAAAUUAUUAUACCUAUUUUAAAUUGAUU
Molecule: messenger RNA, 2176 nt
Organism: Teleopsis dalmanni
Lineage: Eukaryota; Metazoa; Arthropoda; Insecta; Diptera; Diopsidae
Gene: Ice2
Product: little elongation complex subunit 2
Exons: 1
Coding region: 56-2125 (689 amino acids)
Cellular component (GO): transcription elongation factor complex
Source: RefSeq, a predicted model, not a curated record